AUGUGCGUGUCACUUUUCAUAGAACACUCUAUCGCCCUGGCUGUUGGGCUCGGCGUCGGUAUCCUCAUCAUCUUCAUCGUCAUCGUCGUUGUGGUGGGCGUCUGUCUCUACAGGAGACGUGGUUUCAAAGGAGACGCAUUGGUCAACGAAAAUGAUCCAUACAAUGUUAGACCAGCAUUCGGAAGUUUGACAUCUGCGCUUGGAAGUCACGGUCGUCGACGCAACGAUGACGUCAUGCGCGGGAUGUAUAAUAAAUACUACAGUAACUGGGGCACCCCGGGCAACACAUUUAAGGGGACAAAGCUAGGGGGCGCUUCCAGCCCUGAGUUCUACAGGUCCCCAAGAAGAACAACCCCUGGAGUUUAUACCACACACGCACCGAGCCGACGCCCGUAUGUAUUCAGUGACCCUCUGCUAUUGUAA
Haliotis rubra (blacklip abalone) is the source of this 423-nucleotide messenger RNA. RefSeq lists its product as uncharacterized. Bases 1 to 423 code for a protein of 140 amino acids. The record is from RefSeq and is a predicted model, not a curated record. The transcript is spliced from 3 exons. NCBI's taxonomy places the organism in Eukaryota, Metazoa, Mollusca, Gastropoda, Lepetellida, Haliotidae.